Molecule: messenger RNA, 595 nt
Organism: Acyrthosiphon pisum (pea aphid)
Lineage: Eukaryota; Metazoa; Arthropoda; Insecta; Hemiptera; Aphididae
Exons: 2
Coding region: 1-426 (141 amino acids)
Molecular function (GO): protein dimerization activity
Source: RefSeq, a predicted model, not a curated record
AUGUAUGUUUUUUUCUGUCCGUCUACAAAAGAAGAAUUAAAAAAAUUAGCUGUAUUUUAUGAAGAAGAUUUAAAUGGUAAUAAUUCAAUAAUAGAAGAGUUCCAACUGUGGCAAAGGAAACUAAAAAAAUUGGAAAUAAAACCAAAAAAUUCAAUUGAUGCAAUGAAGUUAUGUAAUGCAGACAUAUAUCCAGGAGUUAAUAAGUUAUUUCAAAUUUUGUCUACACUUCCUAUAUCUCCGGCUUCAAACGAACGGACUUUUUCAUCACUAAAAAGAAUUAAAACAUAUCUACGAAAUACUGCAAUAUCUGAGAAAAGACUUAACGGAUUGGCCAUGUUAAAUAUUCACAGGGAAGUUGAAAUCACUGUUGAUGAAGUGAUAGCGGAGUUGGCAAAAAAAUCGAGACGACUGGAAUUUAUUUUAUAACAAUACUUAUCAGUUAUCAUAUUAUGUAGUGCUAAAUACAAUAUAUAUAUAUAAUAUUAUAUAAGACUAUACUAUUAUUAAUAUAUAUUUUGUUCAACUUCCUCCAAAAAAUUCAUAAGGACGUAACUAUUACAAGAUAUCAUAGUUUAUAUUAAUUAUGUAUAAACUG